AUGGUCAGAAGCGGAGAUGUCCCUGGAGCUCGUCUAGAGGCUGCCGCCGCUCCUCGAGUCAUCAAGGUGACCGUCAAGACCCCCGGGCAGAAGGAGGAGUUUGUGGUGCCCGAGGACAGGCUCAUCAAGGAGUUUAAGGCUGGCAUCUCCACCCGUUUCUCCUCUCCCACCGACCGGCUUGUGCUGAUAUUCGCUGGCAGGAUUUUAAAAGAUCAAAAGACCCUGAGCCAGCAUGGCAUCCAGGAUGAUGCCACCAUCUACCUUGUCAUCCAGUCACGAAGGAGACCUCAGGAGUGUCUGGGUCAGCACGCCGGCUCCCCAGAGGGUGCGGCCGCCACCCAGGCAGAGAACAGCAGCCUCUCCAGCACGGCCUUCGGCACGGAUGGCCUGCGGGAGCUUGCCAGCAACCUCGGCCUGAACACGGCCAACUUCUCCGAGUUCCAGAGCCAGCUCACGUCCAACCCCGAGAUGAUGUUCCAGCUCUUGGAGAACCCCUUCAUUCAGAGCCGGCUCUGCAACCCAGACCUGAUGACUGAGCUGAUCACGGACAAUCCUCUGAAGCAACAAGUGAUCCAGAAAACCCCAGAGAUCGGCCACUUCCUGAACACUCCCGACAUGCUGAAGCUCAUUCUGGAGCUCGCUCGGAGCCCGGCCACCGUGCGGGAAAUCAUGAAGGACCCCAGCCAGGCCUUGAGCUUUCUGGCCAGCCUCCUGGGCGGAGACAGCGCCUCGCAGCACGUGGGUAGGGAUCGCCCGGAUCUAACGCUGAAGGCGGUGCAGACGCAGGCUGCGGGGAACGCAUUUGCUUCUCCGAGGAGCAACUCAUCCCUCGCCAGCAGCCAAACCCCUUCGCCCCCGGCUUGUACUCCACCAUCCAGGUCCCCCGGUAACACCAUCAACAGCGGCCUCGGCUGCUGCUGUAGCAUUACUGACUGCACAGCACAGAGCUGCACCGGAGCCACUCCAGGCCCAGGAAGAGGAGCCGGUGCCACUGUCUCAACAACCAUCAAGAACUUGCUGCAGCAGGCUGUCAAACGGCUUGUGCAGAACAUCCUGGUCGGGCCCGCUGCGAGGAGCGUGCGGCAGUUGCUCGGCCAGAACCGCGACCUGGGGACACAGGCGCCGCUGCAGAACCCCCCGACAGCUGGGAAGCCUCCAAUGCAGCCCCUCCCAACCUUCCAUCAGCAAAUCUGGCACCCAGAGGUGGUGGCGGCCAUGCCGGGCCCUAGGGAAAUGCAAGUGCCGGCACUGAUUCAACAUAGGCUGCAGGCACUGGCAAUGGGAGAACCUGGCAUCCCACUGCAGUUCCUGUCUCCUUUAGCGGAGUCGGGGCACGCUGCAGGCUCAGCAGGGACAGCGCCCUCUAGCGCUGGGCUCGAGGAAGCUGCACACCCCGCCUCAGCGGCGCCAAGCCAGCAGUUCACUGCUCAGCAGAUGCUGCAGGCCCUAGCUGGAGCAAAUCCGCAGCAAGCUCAAAACCUCUGA
Malaclemys terrapin pileata is the source of this 1485-nucleotide messenger RNA. RefSeq names its product ubiquilin-1-like. The transcript has a single exon. Gene Ontology annotation, cellular component: cytosol. The record is from RefSeq and is a predicted model, not a curated record. Gene Ontology annotation, biological process: ubiquitin-dependent protein catabolic process. Lineage: Eukaryota; Metazoa; Chordata; Testudines; Emydidae. Gene Ontology annotation, molecular function: polyubiquitin modification-dependent protein binding. Bases 1 to 1485 code for a protein of 494 amino acids.